This is a messenger RNA of Larimichthys crocea (large yellow croaker), 1546 nucleotides long. It is a transcript of the gene zp3c, whose product is annotated as zona pellucida glycoprotein 3c. Gene Ontology annotation, cellular component: extracellular matrix. The transcript is spliced from 8 exons. Bases 49 to 1434 code for a protein of 461 amino acids. The record is from RefSeq and is a predicted model, not a curated record. Lineage: Eukaryota; Metazoa; Chordata; Actinopteri; Sciaenidae. Gene Ontology annotation, molecular function: acrosin binding. Gene Ontology annotation, biological process: binding of sperm to zona pellucida; egg coat formation; positive regulation of acrosome reaction.
CUUCUGUGACACUGUUCAGGUGAGGGGGGAGCACCUGCUGGAGUCAAAAUGGCACUGAAGCAUGCUGGGCUUUUGUUAUUAUUUCUUUGUUCUUCUGUUCAGUUUAGAAGUGGAGUUGGGUAUGGCCUGUUUGUGCAAGAUCCUGACUUAGAGUGGGAAAGAAUGAAGACAGUGAUUGGUGAAAAAACUCCACGAGCGCCUGCACCCAAUUCUCGAGCCUUGAAGUCAUCACCUUCAACGCCUGAUGCAAAGAAGGUUCCUGAGUAUCAGGUGAUCUCAGCCUCCCAGGUUCAGAAAGAGGUUUUCAAGCCAGAAAAGGGUGCAAGACCCCUCCCUUCCUCAGUCAAGGAAAUGUUACUUGCCACUGCUGCCCCUGCUACCACAGCUGGAACAACUAGACCACAGAUAAUUGAAGUCUUGUGCCACGUUGACAGACUAUAUGUAAGAGUCAGAAGAGAGGUCUUUAAGACUAAGGGUGCAUACAAAAAUCUGAAACUAGGCACCUGUCCUGUUAAUCGUGGUACCAAGGAACACUACUACUUUCUGUACCUCCUAAAAAAUGACUGUGGCUUUGUGAAAGAGAAUAAUGCAGAUAAUCUGUUGUUUCGUAAUGCGCUCAAAUACUCACCACCUGGUCCAGUCUUAAGGGAGUUGCCAUUUAACAUUCCCCUGGAGUGUACAUUUCCUAGGUUUUUCAACGCCUUUAAAGUUGGCUUUUAUCCUGUGUCGCAGGGAGGCACAAUUUACAAAGCACUCCAACCAAAAAGUAGUUUCACCCUUACUCCUCAAGAUGCAUCAGGGAUAGAGGUUACUGGGACCAAAACCUUUACCUUGGGCCAGCCAAUGUACUUUGAAGCAAAGAAACCAGAUGGCACAGCCCAAUCUGGACUUCAGAGGCUGUACAUCAACAAGUGCUUCAUGACUGCAUCCCAAGACUCUAACGCAAAUCCUAAAUAUACAGUCAUAGACAACCAAGGCUGUAUGGUUGAUGGCAAGGUGAGCUACCAGUCAAAGUUCCUCACUGGUUCCUCAAAGAUGGUGCAGAAAUUCUCUGUGGGUGCACUGAUUUUCAAGGACCAGGCUUCCACUUCGUCUUCAAAGCAACUCUACAUGCACUGUGAUAUCUCUCUGGGGGAACUGACUCCAACUCAGAGUUCGAAGGCUUGCAAUUACGAUUCUACUAGCAAAAAGUGGAAGGAGCUCUAUGGGGAUGACUCUGUGUGCACCUGCUGUGAAGCUACCUGCUCAGUACAGCCCAAGGCUUCUAGGAAUAUAAUCACCAGCCACUCUUGGAAGGUCGACUUGAGCAGCACGGAUGGCUCUGUGGCGCUUGAACCUCAGAUGAAAUCCUUUGCCGCUGACACAUUCAGUUUGGAGGACACUGACAUGGCCGAGCAUGAAGACUUCCUAAGCUACUGGAAGGAUGAUUACUGAAUAAAACUUACCAUGUGGGGAAAUGAUCCAAAUUUUAAAGUCUUGUGCUUUUGGAGUAAUGUUUUUUUGUACUCUUCCAGCUUGAAUAAACAUGACUCAUUUAUUGCUGUAA